CGCAGGUAUGGACGUUGCAUUGAACAUUACGCUCGGAUUUUGCGCAAUCUGCCACUUUCUCCAUUUUGGGCAGGCAAUCCCGCACCCGGGCAUGACUGUUGUCAGAAUGGCGAGGAUACGCCGUGCAAUCCAGACUGGAGUGUUGCUAGAGGCUGCUGAGCUCGCAUGGUGCAUCGUAGAUUCCAUUUGCCUGACAUUCUCCGCUUCCCCGCCGAGACUUGCCCGAUGAGAUGAAGGUCAUAGACUGAAUGUGUGAUUUGUUCGAAUGUGCUGGAGAUGGAAGUGCGCUGGAAGUUGGGG
Molecule: messenger RNA, 300 nt
Organism: Neohortaea acidophila
Lineage: Eukaryota; Fungi; Ascomycota; Dothideomycetes; Mycosphaerellales; Teratosphaeriaceae
Exons: 1
Coding region: 8-229 (73 amino acids)
Source: RefSeq, a predicted model, not a curated record